Messenger RNA from Halteromyces radiatus, 692 nucleotides. RefSeq names its product translation protein SH3-like domain-containing protein. Gene Ontology annotation, biological process: translation. The transcript has 5 exons. The record is from RefSeq and is a predicted model, not a curated record. Lineage: Eukaryota; Fungi; Mucoromycota; Mucoromycetes; Mucorales; Cunninghamellaceae. Gene Ontology annotation, molecular function: RNA binding; structural constituent of ribosome. Gene Ontology annotation, cellular component: ribosome. Bases 45 to 614 code for a protein of 189 amino acids.
CUAUAUUUUUUUUUUAUUAUUGACAUUUUAAUUAUUAUAUCAAUAUGCAUCGGUUCAAGGCUCAAGGUAUUAGUUCACGAAUGAUGUCAAAACCACAAUGGGUACACCCUAAAGAUAGACUGACAAAAUGGAACAUUGUUACCGGGGAUAAGGUUGCGAUCAUUGCUGGAAAGGAUAAAGAUACCAUUGGUGAAAUCAAAAGUGUAGAUCGUAAAACAAAUACAGUGAUUGUGGAAGGAAAGAAAUUGGCCAAAAAACAUGUCCCUUUACAACCUGCUGCUCCUGAAGGCAUCAUGAGAAAAGAACAACCUAUUCAUGUAUCUAAUGUGAUGCUUCUUCAUCCUGAUACUCAAAUCCCUACUCGUAUUGAACGUCGACGUGUUGAAAAAACUCUGGAAGAUGGUCGUGUAGUGAAUCGAUGGACUCGAUUUGUUCGAAACUCUGAUGUGGAAAUUCCAAAGCCAACUCGAAAAUAUAACGAUAGAGGAAGUGAAGAAUUCUUUGCAACAUCACCUGAAGAUACUUUGAAAGUGACUUAUACACCCUCAAGUCUUGAACCUCCUGUACCAUCGGAUCUAGUCAAGGAAUUACGCAACAUUCAUAGAAAAAAAUAGAUAGAUUACAUAUUUUGCAUUUAAUAUUACAGAAAUAAAAGGAAAUCGAUAUCAGUUGUACAUUUCGUUUGAUCAUCA